Messenger RNA from Phycodurus eques (leafy seadragon), 9352 nucleotides. RefSeq names its product insulin-like growth factor 2 receptor (gene igf2r). Lineage: Eukaryota; Metazoa; Chordata; Actinopteri; Syngnathiformes; Syngnathidae. Gene Ontology annotation, molecular function: signaling receptor activity; D-mannose binding. The record is from RefSeq and is a predicted model, not a curated record. Gene Ontology annotation, biological process: lysosomal transport. Gene Ontology annotation, cellular component: trans-Golgi network. The transcript has 51 exons. Bases 166 to 7764 code for a protein of 2532 amino acids.
GGCCGUGCACGAAUGUCCCAGGUUCCAUGAAGGCCGCGCGCCCGAGCAACACGCCAGUCAUGUGACGUUGCGAUCAUGUGGUGCAUUCACUUCCUUCCGAGCGAUUCUCCUCUUCUCGUCGCGCGCUGAUCAUGUCGUCCUGCUGAACCGUCAGCCUGCUCGAGCAUGAUUUUACCGAAGCACGGCCGGCGUGGCUCGCCUCUCGGGCGGCUGCUUUGCUUGGUGGCUUGUGCGGGAUGUUUGCUGUUCCGCUCCGGAGCGACGACGACGACGGCGGCGGUGGUGAAGGAGAAAGAGGCAAGUCUGUGGUACCAGGACCUCUGCAGCUACAAAUGGGAGGCCAUCGACCUGGAUAAUAAAAUAAGCUACACGCUCAAGCUGUGCGAUUCGUCCCCGUCCACUCCCUGCGGCGAAGGCACCGCUGUCUGCGCCCGCGACCUGACCGGCGAUAUUUACCAAUCUGUCGGUGAGCUGUCCCUGCGGAGGCUGUCCGGAACCGUCCUGGAUUACAACAGCACUGUUAAAUGUGCGGGAAACUACAUCCAGACGACCGUCGGCUUCCAGUGUGGCAAAACCAUGGGUACGCCGGAGUUUGUGGCCGUGUCCCAGUGCGUGCAUUACUUCGAGUGGAGGACUUACGUGGCCUGCAGCAGCGACAAGUUCAAACCGCACAAAGAGGUGCCCUGCUUCGCCUUUGACUCCGACAGUAAGAAGCACGACCUCAGCCCGCUGAUCAAAGUCAGCGACGGCUACCUGGUGGACGACGGCGACGACGACGUCGACUUCUACGUCAACAUUUGCCGCAGUCUCAGUGGCAGAGAAACGCGCUGUCCGGAAGGUUCUGCCGCCUGCCUGGUCACCAAGAACGUGGGCUACAACAUGGGCUCUCCCGCCAAGCCCUUAGAGCUCCUAUCCAACGACAGACUGAGGCUGCAGUACAGCGUGAGCGCCGACGUGACUCCUCCGGUCUUCUGUAACGGACACUCUCCCGCCGUCACCAUCACCUUCAUCUGUCCGUCGAGCAGACAUUCGAGCAACGCCCCCAAGAUGACGGCGGAGGCCAACUGCCGCUACGAGGUGGAGUGGGCGACGGAGUACGCCUGCCACAGGGAUUAUUUGGAGAGCCACACGUGCAAACUCACCAGCCAGCAGCAUGACAUCGCCGUCGACUUGACGCCGCUCACCUUGAGCUCCGCAGACCAUCCCUACUAUGCCCAUUCGUCAAACAGCGACGGGACGGAAAGCUACAUUUAUUACCUGAACGUGUGCGGAAAAGUGCCCUCGGACGAAUGCAGCAACCUGGGAGAAUUUGUUUCUUCCUGCCAGGUGAAGAAGACAGACAACGUCAAGAAGGUGGCCGGGAGAUACCAAAACCAGACGCUGCGUUAUUCAGACGGCGAUCUGACUCUUAUCUACCCCGACGGCGCCCGGUGCUCCACGGGCUUCCAGAGGAUGACCAUCAUCAACUUUGAGUGCAACAGGAAUGCAUCCAAUGGCGGCGUGGGGGCGCCGGCGUUUGUCGGGGAGACGGACUGCACGUACUACUUUAACUGGCAGACCGCGUACGCCUGCGUCAAGGAGAAGGAGGAUCUUCUGUGCCGGGUUACGGAUGGCAGCAAGCAUUAUGACCUUUCGCCCCUCACGCGCUUACCUGGGUCGGAGUUGAACGGGAACUGGGAGGCAGUGGAUGUCGAAUCCCCGCAGUCGGACUUGAAGCGCUUCUACCUUAACGUGUGCCACAAAGUCGUCCAGGCAGGAGGUGCUGCCGGCUGCCCGGAGAACGCCGCCAUUUGUGCCGUAGACAAAGAGCACAAGAUGAUCAACCUGGGCAGCUUCCUGUCUUCCCCACAGAAGACCGAAAAGGGAAAUGACAUCAGACUGGUGUACACUGACGGAGACUUUUGCAGCCACAAAACCACAAAGAUUCAAACUAUCCUGACGCUCAAGUGCAAACCAGGAGAUCUGGAGAGUGCCCCGGUCCUCCGCAGCGUCUCAUCGGAUCGCUGCGUGUACGAGCUGGAGUGGUACACCGCGGCCGCGUGCGUCCUCUCCAAGACGCAAGGGGACAACUGCAAGGUGGAGGACCUGCAGGCUGGCUUCUCUUUCGACUUGUCGCCGCUCACCAAGGCCGACGGCGGCUAUUACAACUUGACCAACGACAAUUACGACUACUACAUCAACGUGUGCGGCCCGGUCACAGCCGCCACCUGUCCUGAAAAGGCCGGUGCCUGCCAGGUAGAAAAAAGCAGUUGGAGUCUGGGGGAGGCAAACUCGCGGCUGUCUUACUACGACGGCCUGAUCCAGUUGACGUACAACAACGGCUCCCAGUACAACAACGAGCAGCACACGCUCCGGUCCACCGUCAUCUCCUUCCUCUGUGACCCUGAAGCCGGCGCUGGAAAUCCCGAGUUUCAGGUGGAAGACAAAUACACGUAUAACUUCCACUGGUAUACGUCGUACGCAUGUCCCGAAAGGCCUCACGAGUGUUUGGUGACUGAUCCCAACACGCUGGACCAGUAUGACGUGUCCAGCUUGUCUCGCACGCAGUCUGGCGUCAACUGGCAGGCCAUGGACCUGUCCGACACCGGCAACCUGCGAAAGUACUACAUCAACAUAUGUCGGCCCGUCAACGCCGUUAUGGGCUGCGAGCGCCACGCGUCCGUCUGCCAGAUGAAGUACACGACCACGCAGGGCUUUCCAAAAGAAGAGCUAUCCGUAAGUAACAUGGGCGUCUCCAAGCGCGGACCCGUCAUCGAGCGCCGCGACCGGCUGCUGCUAGAAUUCACGGACGGCGACCCCUGCGAGUCCGACGGCCUGAAGCUGACGUACGCCACCCGGAUCCACCUGGUGUGCACCAGGGGAACGCUGUCAAUGGGCCCGCGAUUCCUCUUGUACCAGAACUGCACCGCCAACUUCAUAUGGGAGACCAGGGCCGCCUGCGCCAUCACCACGACCAAGAAUGACAGCUGUGCUGUGAUGGAUCCGGACAGCGGCUUGGAGUUCAACCUGCAGCCGCUAGCCUCCGAGACCGGAUACAAGACCAAAGCCAAUGGAAAGGACUUCCUGGUGAACAUCUGCUCAGAGAUGGCGGAUUGCGGUGCGGGAAUGGCAGGCUGCGAGCUGGAAGACGGGCAUCCCGUAAGCGUGGUGGGCGUGGAGAAGACCCUGCAGUACUCCACAGACGGCCUCCUCAAACUCACAUACAAGGGACCCCGGGACGAUUCCACAGCAACUCGGGACACCUUCACCAUUAACUUCGUGUGCGAUCCAAACGCGCACCCUGGCUCGUUGAAGCUGCUGCGGGAGAACUUGAACACUCUUCCCAGCCACGUGGUCCACGACGUCCUCUUUGAGUUCUCCACCGCGCUGGCCUGCGUCCCCGCGCCGCUGGACUGCCGCGUCAUCGAUUCCCACGGCAACGAGUACGACCUGAGUCACCUGGUCCGAGGCGGCGAGGACAGCCCCUGGGUUGCCAUAGAUACGGACGCUGUCAAGUCACGCAGCUUUUACAUCAACGUCUGCAAACCCCUCCCCCCUCUGAAGGACUGUCCCGUGGGUCCUUUGGGUGCGUGCGGCGUAAUUGGUGGUGUCGGUUACAGCCUCGGUCUGGUCCAGGCCAGCCCGCAGGUGGCGGAGGACGGCUCCAUCAGCGUCCUGUACCACAACGGGGACAAGUGUGGCGCCACGUCGCGCGGCGCCACGUCGCGCUACUCCACGCGCAUCAUCUUGCUGUGUGACGACAGCCCAGGCUCCCCCAUGUUUGACCGGCAGGACGGUUGCGAGUACGUCUUCAUCUGGCGGACGUCCGUGGCCUGUCCCAUCAGGAAGUCCCAAGGUGACGAGUGCCGCGUCCGCGACCCGAGGAGCGGCUUCGAGUUCAACCUGAGCUCCCUGAAGGGCAAAGAUUACCCAGUGAGGAGCGACAAGUACAUCUACCACCUGUCGGUGUGCGGCGGGCUCCAGAGGGGCGUCUGCACCGACAAAGACACGGGCAGCGACGUCGUCUCCUCGUGCCAGGUGGACGGAAGCAACCACAAGAUAGCAGGAAUGGCAAACCAGCUGCUGAGCUACGUGGGAGAUCAGCUGAUCCUGAACUACACCAACGGAGAGACAUGCCACAGGAUCUCCCAGCGAUCCACAGAGAUCUACUUUUCCUGCCACCCGGAAAUGCACCCUGGAGCACCAGAGUUCAUUAAGGAGACUACGGACUGCACCUACCUGUUCAACUGGCCCACCGCACUCGCAUGCGUCCCUGUCCAAACCACCAGCUGCUCAUACCAUGAUGGUGCGGGCCACUCGUACGACCUCUCACCCCUGGCCACGGAGGCCCAAAACUGGGAAGUGACGCCUUCGACGGAGGACACCGGCAAGCGAUUCUACAUCAACGUCUGCAGGUCACUGGUGCCGCAGGGAGGUUCGUGGAAAUGUCCCUCCGGCAGCGCGUCCUGCGAGAAGGUGGGAGGCGAGUACGUGAGUCUGGGGCAGGUGACGAGCGGCCCCACGUGGGACCGGAGCGUGCUGAAGCUGCAGUACGGCGGCGGCCAGGCCUGUCCCGACGGAGUGCGCAACAGGAGCACCGUCAUUCGCUUCAAGUGUGACAAAGACCGACUUGACUCUCGCCCAACCCUCAUUUCCGCUAUCGAGGACUGUUUGUACACCUUUGUGUGGUUAACAGCUGCCGCCUGCCCGCUGAACAGCAGCCGGCACGACGGCUGCAGAGUCUCCAACCCCGCUACAGGCCGUUUGUUUGACCUGAACAGUCUGAGACGGGACGGCGGUUACACGGUGUACGACCACGACGUGCACGGCAGGAUGUUCCGUGUCAACAUUUGCGCAGAUGUGGCCAACGCCGGCUGCAGCCCCGGGACCGCGGUGUGCAUUAAAGACGUGACGACCGCGCUGAGCGGCGGCCAGACCAGCGGCAAGCUCUUGUACAAGGAUCACGUUGUGGAGCUGACGUACCGGGGAGGAAGCCCGUGCCCCGCCGACCCCGCCCUCGAGCACAGCACCGUCAUCCACUUCAUCUGCAGACCGCCCGGCAUGAGCUCGGCCCGUGUGGAGCCCGUCCUCAUUGACUCCAACGCGGACACCUGCACACACUUGUUUGCCUUCCACACUCACCUGGUGUGCGAGCAGCCUGUCUCAUGUUCGGUCCAGAACGGCUCCGCCACGAUCGACCUGACUCCCCUGAUCCACGCCACCGGAUACUACACGGCAACAGACGACGCGCUGGAGCAAGACGACGACGACUCUCCGGACUUUUACAUCAACAUCUGUCAGCCUCUGAACCCCAUCCCCGGCGUCACCUGCCCACUUGGAGCCAGCGUCUGUAUGGACCCAGACAAGGGGGACCCAAUUGACAUCGGGCGGACGACGAGCGGCCCUCACAUCAGCGCCGCAGGCGACGUGUCUAUGACCUAUGCCAGCUCCACCCAGUGUGCGUCUGACCCGGCGCAGAACUACACUUCCACCAUCAUCUUCACCUGCCAUAGAGGCGUGGAUCUGGUCGGUACACCGUUUCCUCUAUGGCAGCUGUUUUUUGUGCGCUGUACAAACUGGCCAUCGUCUCUCCAGGGCUCCCCGCGCAUGCUGAGGCUGCAGGACUGCGUGUACAUUUUCGAAUGGGCGACGUCUGUGGUGUGCUCGGCCGCCUCCCACACUAGCGGAUGCCAGCUGGCCGACGCUCAGCUGGAGUACACCUUCGACUUGUCGGCGUUGACGGGCCAAGUGCAGGUCCCGCUGGGCACCUCCGACAACUACCUCAUCAACGUGUGCAGCUCGGUGUCGGAGCCCCGCUGCAAGGGCGCCGCCGUUUGCCGAGUGUCGGGCUCGCCCGAAUCGGCGGCGUCGUUCGGCAUCGGCAAGGCCAUGACCAUGGACUUCAAGCACGACGAGCAGGCUGUGCUGAUGCAGUAUGGCGGCGGGGAUCCGUGCCCGCCCGUGACCCACGAGGGCGAGGCGUGCGUGUUCCCCUUCGUGUUCAUGAAACGCUCGUACACCGAAUGCACCACAGGCGAGAGGACCGACGGCAGGAAGUGGUGCGCCACCACCGCCAACUAUGACGAGGACAAGAAAUUGGCUUUCUGCCAGCCAGCAUCUGCCAAGCGCCAGUCUUCCAUACUGUUUACCUGCGACCCGGCUGCGGGCCACGGCUCCCCGCAGCUGCUGUCGGAAACGGCGGGCUGCUCGGCCACCUUCCUGUGGCGGACGAGCGCCGCGUGCACCCCGCAGAAGAUGCCGUGCGAGCUGGUCAGCCAGCAUCGAACCUUCGACCUGCGCGCGCUCUCCUCCCUCACCGAGCCGUGGAAGUUCAACCACCGCGGCGACUCAUAUUUCGUCAACCUGUGUCAGGGGAUUCACAAAGGAUUUCCGGGUUGUCCCGAGGGGGCCGCUGUGUGUCGGCGCUCGGCGGACGGAAGCACGCGGACGCUGGGCCGCCUCCACACUCAGAAGAUGAGCUACGAGGACGGCAAGAUUUUUGUCAACUAUUCGGCUGGCGACGCCUCCUGCGGUAACGGCGUGGCGGCAAAGACGGAGAUCCGGCUGAGCUGCGGCACCACCGUCGGACACCCGGCCAUCAUCAACGUGGACAAAACAGCCUGCCUGUUCGUUAUCGCCUGGGAGACCCGCUCGGCGUGUGCCGUCAAGCAGCGGGAGGUGGAGAUGGUCAACGGCACCUUUCGGAACCCCGACACCGGCGCCCGCCUCAGUCUGGGAGAGCUUUACUUCAGUCACCACCAAGCCUCCGGAGACAUCCGCUCCAACGGGGACCGCUACAUCUACCACAUCCAGCUGUCCGGGCUCACCAACAGCUCCCUGCCCACCUGUGUGGGUGCCAACAUCUGCCAGGUCAAACUCAACGGACCGUACAGGCGGCGCAUUGGCUCCUCCAGCAAGGCUAAAUAUUACAUCAAAGGUGGCAACCUGGACGUGAUGGUGCCGUCAGAGUCGGCGUGCGGGCGCGAGCGUACCAAAACGGUGUCGUCCACCAUCAUGUUCCAAUGCAACCCGUCGGCCGGCGUGGGCAUCCCCGAGUUCAUGCUGGAGACGGCCGAGUGCCAGUAUCUGUUUGUGUGGCACACCGACGCCGUGUGUGGCCUCACGACUGUGGACGCGGACACGCGAGACGGAGACGACGACGACGGCGUUCCGACUCUUUCCGGGAGGAGUCAGGUGGCGGCCAUGCUCCUGAGCCUCCUGUUGGCGGGAUUGAGCGUUUGUCUACUGGCACUGCUGAUGCGUAAGCGAGAGAGAAGAGAAAUUGUGCUUCAGAAGGUGGCUGGCUGCUGCAGGAGAGGCAACCAGGUCUCCUAUAAAUAUUCCAAGGUCAACAUGGAUGAAGAUGCGGGCGAGGACGAGAUGGAGUGGCUGAUGGAAGAAAUGGAGGCUCCCGCCACGGCCGCCUCGUCUUUGUCCUUCUCCGCAUCCCAGCGGGGCCGCGAUAACCACAGCAACGGCCACAUCAAGACCAAGCCGGUCAACACGGACGGCCUGCGCUCCUUCUCGUUGGACGAGCAGGACGACGACAGCGAGGACGAGGUGCUCAGCGUCCCCGGAGUGCGCGUGGUCAAGUCGUCGUCCGCCCAUCGUAGCGUCUUCCUGCGGGAGGAGAGCGACGAGGACCUGGUGGGCCUCCUGGACGAGCCCGAACGGAAGCGGAAGAGCGGCCGAGCCCGCUCGGCGGGCGACCGCCGCAAUAACAACGCGGCACCUAAGCCCAAGCGGGAGGACGACGACAGCGACGAGGACCUCCUACGGGUGUAACUCGCCCUCCAGAACUGCUCUCGCUCUCUUUUUCUCAGUGAAUGUCGCCAUAGCAACGCCCUCAGCAUUACUGACACUUCCACCACCCCUCUGCCACCAUCUUGUUAUUUCUUGAUUGCUCCUUUAUUUACAGUGUUUCUCACAGUUGCUCUGGAAGCGAUCAAGAUGGUCCAGUUCGUCCCCCGUAUCGCCGUUUGCCGUGUUUGUCCAAAAUGGUGUUCUUUUGAUUGCAGCCGUGCCAUUUCUUUCGCACUUUAUCUCAAAACGAGCGUCUCUUGACAGAUUGUUUAAGACGAAGGUCCACGCGGCGACGAAAGCGGCGAAGUCAAUCGGCGACCAACUCCGGCCGAGGGGGCGCGGGCAGCGAAGGUCAGUCGUCGUGCGGCUUUAAAGGGAGCGAAGAUGCUCGAGUGUCGUAUUGUUUACACUCACAGCAAAAAGCAAGUCUUUUCUCCCCCUGAAAAGAGAGAGUGAGGCCUUUUUUUUAAAAAAAAAAAAAAAAAAAAAAAAAAGCUUGAUUGAUUGUUCUCUUAUUUUCACUCUCUGCAUAGAUGAUCAUUUGUUUGUUUGAGUUUUUAUGAUUAUUUAAGCGAAUGGAUGUUGGGCGACGGUUUUGAGAGUGCCAAUGUGAGUGCUUUUGUCGCGUCAAAGCCAUAUUUCUGCACAUGCUGUCGUUGCUAUUUUUCGUGGCGAUUGAAUCAUUCCCUCGCCAAUCGCAUGUCAGUAGUCAAAUCUGGAUUUGUCACGUAGUUUGGGUGAAAUUGCCAGUAAAAUUAUGAAUAAUGCGUUAUGUUUUGAGGGCUGACUGAACAGAAAACGGCAAGUCGCAGUAGUCGAAGACCGAACCAACAAACGUCGGCCGCGUUCACAGGGUGUUAACCCGAAAACCGCCGCAUCAGAGGCGUCACAGGAGAGCCGACGUUUCGGGCAGAACCCGCCGAAGAGUAGCAAAUGUGCAUUCACGCAGCCGUCGGGGCUUGCCCAAUUUCGAUAAUGAGUUGGUGGAGAAAUAUAAACGCAACCUUUUGGCCCCUGCUAAUCAAGACUCCUUCACUUGAGCAAAUCAUUUUGCCACCUUAGAAAAGACUAAAAAAAAUGUUUUAAGUUCGUCAGCAUUUAAGAAGGCACAAAACGUAAGCGUGCUGCUGAAGCUCAAUGAAGUUUUGAUUUUAUUUUUUUUUUUUUUCCAAGCAGUAUUUAUUUCAGCCGUAUCAUUUCGAUACAUAAAUUCUGUAUUAUCGUCAAAGCUCUGACGAGACUGGCCCGGUACGUGAAUGUAUUUGGUACUGUGUUUUUUUUUUUUCUUCUUUUUCUCCAGCAGUUUCAAAAGCUUUGUUGUCGUUGUUGUUGUGGGAAUUCGCACGUACGCUACUUUGUUUUCUGAGCUUUUCAAAAAGAGGACUAAUAAUGGUGGUGCACUGGAGAAAAGCACAAAAAAUGAGGUGUGAUCAUCAUCAUCAUCAUCAUCCUGCUUUUGUUGCCUCACGUUUGUGCCCGUUUUUUGCUAUUUAAAAGAACCUCCAUGUACCGUCGUCUCUUUAUUUGAAUAAAUACCUUAUGAAUGAUGACUUGAGGCGCACUCAAAAUA